CUGCGAACCAUGAGGGGAAUCGGAAUCCUGUUGGCGGUUGCUGUGACCUGCGGUUUCCUGGCGGUUUCCGCCGUAAACCUGCCCGGAGUGCCCGUGGACUUCGACGUGGACGACCACAUCCUGUCCGCCAUUGCGGACGACAUAUCCGAGCGCCUGGCCAAGGAGUACGUGACCUACUUGAAGACCGGCGUGGAGACGCCCGAGUUCCUGAAGCUCACCAACCAGCUGGCCAAGUCGCACAGCCAGAAGGACAUAUUCACCAGGAACAUGCCCGACCUGGAGCCCAGGGACAGCUUCUUCGUGUGCGUGGCCUGCCGGUCGGUGAUGCGGGUCUUCAUCCGCACCAUUCGCGACGAGGAUGGCGAGCUGCACGGCGAGGACAGCUCCGUGCUGAUGAAGAACUUUGCCAUGGAUGUGUGCCGCCGGCUGAACCUGCAAACCGAGGAGGUCUGCGAGGGUCUGAUCGACUCCAACCUGCCCACCUUGGAGUACAUUAUGCGAAACUCCGAGAGCGACUCCCAGAGCUUCUGCUCCCUGUUCAUGGAGUACAGCUUCUGCAACACAGGCUCCAACGAGGCCUACAACUGGACUCUGUCCGUGGACAAGACUGGAGAGCCCCUGAGCGGCCCCAAGUCCGAUACGCCCAGCUACAGCGAGUCGGACAUCAGGAUCUGCCAGUUCACCGACAUCCACCACGAUCCCUUGUACACGCCCGGCAGUCUGGCCACCUGCGCCGAGCCCAUGUGCUGCCAGAGGAACAAGGAGACCACCGAGGGAACCAGCGAGGCGGCUGGCUACUGGGGUGACUACAGGGACUGCGAUCUGCCCUGGCAGGCCUUCGAGUCCGCGUUGGACAACGCUGUGGUCAACACCAAGUGCGACUAUGUCUACCAGACUGGCGACAUCGUGGACCACAUGGUGUGGGCCACCUCCGUGGAGAAGAACACCAUGGUCCUGACCAAGGUCAGCGAGCGCAUCAACCAGGCCUUCGGCGAUGUUCCCGUCUACCCCUGCAUCGGCAACCACGAGCCCCAUCCCCUGAACCUCUUCAGUCCCGAGGGCGUGCCGGAUGAGAUCAGCACCAAGUGGCUGUACGAGCACCUGUACAACGACUGGUCCAGGUGGCUGCCCGCGGAGACCAAGGAAACGAUCCUCAAGGGAGGCUACUACACAGUGGUGCCCAAGAAGGGAUUCCGCAUCAUCGCCCUGAACAGCAACGACUGCUACACGGACAACUUCUGGCUGUACCACAGCGGAACCGACAAGAUUCCGCAGCUCCAGUGGUUCCACGACACCCUCUUGGAGGCCGAGAAAGCUGGGGAGUACGUCCACGUGCUCACCCACAUCCCGUCGGGCGAUGGCACCUGUUGGUCCGUGUGGGCCCGGGAGCUCAACCGCUGCAUCACCCGCUUCAGCUCCACUAUUAGCGGCAUUUUCACAGGACACUCGCACAAGGACGAGCUCUUCGUCUACUACUCGGAGGACGAGGGCCACGCCACUGCGGUGGCCUGGAAUGGCGGCGCCGUUACCACCUACUCGAACAAGAACCCCAACUACAGGGAGUACGCCGUGAGCCCCACCACCUACGAGGUGACCAACCACUGGACCUGGAUCUACAACCUGACCGAGGCCAACCUGACCCCGGACGAGCAGCCCAAGUGGUUCCUGGAGUACGAGUUCAUCAAGGAGUUCACCGAGGACACGAGUCCCGCCGGAAUCGACAAGCUGCUCGACCAGUUCGCCGAGAAUCCAGCCCUGUUGAGGAAGUACUGGCGCUACCGCGUGACCUCUGCUGAUCCCCAGGUGAAUGCAGGUUGUGAUCGCACCUGCCUGGCUGGAUCUCUUUGCCGCGCCGCUGUGACCAUCAAUUCCCAGCGAGGACGCUGCGAGGAACUGCGGGAAAAGCUGUUUGCCUCUCUGGACAACGAGGAGAACUCCUCACCCGGAGGCGAGGCCACCACUCCUGGACCCGGCACCACUCCAGGCGACGACAACGGCGGCGGUGGGUCCUCCACCCUGGGGCUGCUCAGCAUCAGCUCCCUGCUGGCCGUAGUCCUCUCCAUCCGCCUUACCCUCUAGCUAUCUAGUAAUCCUCUCCUGUACCCCUAAUCUAAGUUAUAUAAUGAGAAUGGAUUCCAUUCUAAAAGAGUCCACUCUCGAGUGGCAAAUAGAAGUAUGCGCUUAUCCCUACCGAA
This is a messenger RNA of Drosophila biarmipes, 2195 nucleotides long. RefSeq names its product sphingomyelin phosphodiesterase. Gene Ontology annotation, molecular function: acid sphingomyelin phosphodiesterase activity. NCBI's taxonomy places the organism in Eukaryota, Metazoa, Arthropoda, Insecta, Diptera, Drosophilidae. The record is from RefSeq and is a predicted model, not a curated record. Gene Ontology annotation, cellular component: lysosome. Gene Ontology annotation, biological process: sphingomyelin catabolic process; ceramide biosynthetic process. The transcript is spliced from 4 exons. Bases 10 to 2079 code for a protein of 689 amino acids.